Molecule: messenger RNA, 1565 nt
Organism: Bombina bombina (fire-bellied toad)
Lineage: Eukaryota; Metazoa; Chordata; Amphibia; Anura; Bombinatoridae
Product: forkhead box protein J2
Exons: 7
Coding region: 1-1107 (368 amino acids)
Biological process (GO): regulation of transcription by RNA polymerase II
Cellular component (GO): nucleus
Molecular function (GO): DNA-binding transcription factor activity, RNA polymerase II-specific; RNA polymerase II cis-regulatory region sequence-specific DNA binding
Source: RefSeq, a predicted model, not a curated record
AUGCCUGCUCUAUUGCAGCUGUCCCAGGAUUCUACUGAGCAGGACAUGAAUAAAAGCCCCCUCAGCUCAACCAGCGAAGUAUCCUUACCCACAGACGGAGCACAAGGGCAUCGGAUGAGCAACAACUCCCCGCUCCCCAGCUACAGCCAGGCCGCCCCCUCUCACAUGACACCAGAUGCUCGUGCACCAUCAUACAAUAACGACUGCUACAAGUUAUCCUUCUCAGAGAGUAGCUUCCCAGACCUCAGCUGCUCCUUUCGCAGUCUGUACCACUCACUCCUGGGAAAACAGGGGCAGUCCCCGCUACCCGCUGAGGUUCAGUCGUCCAGUUGCUGUAUGUACCAGCAGAACUCUGUGGCUCCUUCAUUACAAACCCACAACGUACCGAGUAUUAGUGGUCCCCCCUCCUCACACCACCAAUCCCAGCACCAGCAGCCCCCCUAUAUGUCCCGGCCGCCUGCACCAGGAAUGUCUUUGGGACUUCCCAGUGACUGGUGCUCAAAUAUCGACUCUUUAAAGGAAAGUUUCAAAAUUGUAAACAGCCUGGACUGGUCGAGUGUAGAUCUGUCCCAAUUCUCAGACCUCAUGGAGAGCUUACGCCAGGCAGAGCUGAAGAACUGGAGCUUGGAUCAACAUCAUAUUGCAAGUCUCUGUGACUCCCUAAGCCAUCUGUUAAGUCAGACUGGUCUUUUGCCCUCCUCACAUGGCCAACCUGUCUCCUGCCAGGCUCCAUGCCAGCCCUCCACACACGGGCAACCCACAUCAUGCCAAGCUCCUUGUUUGCCAACAACACAUGGGCAACCUUCAUCCUGCCAGGCUCCCUGUAUGCCCCCUACCACCAGCAGUGCUUGUGCACACCGAGGAGGAAAACCCAGCCAUGGUAUGGCAGUAAACUCAUAUGGACAGAAUCAGCAGACUCCAGCAUCCUGCGCUCACACUUUCACUGCUCCCCCUGGAUACCCCAUACAAACCCAGGCACCCCCCACAUACACCCAGCAAGGACGCCUCCCACAGCGAUCCCUAUAUCCGCCCUCUCGCUCAACACUCCGCUACCCGCACAGCAAUGAGGAUAUUCAGGAUGACUUUGACUGGGACUCAAUUGCUUAGACUGCACAUUUAUCCCCUGGGAUAAAACAAAAAAGAGAUAAAGGAGGGAGUUGAAUUCCUCCAGCCAAGUUAUAUAUAAAUAUAUAUAUAUAUAUAUAUAUAUAUAUAAGUGUAUAUCUUUGUCUGACAAUCAGGGGUGAUGGCCCCCACCUCCAGUGACUGGGACAAAUGCUGAAGAGAAAAGACCCUCUAUUAUAUUACAGGCUAAGGCCCCAGAAACAAUACCUGGAUAGCAGGAGAGAAACUGAUCUCUUCAAGAGAAAAUUGACUUUUUGCCAAAGUUGUGGCAACUCUGAGCACCAAGGCUCACGCCACCAUGAAAGGAGAGGACCUGCCACAGGGACUUCUGGUUUAUUUAUAUGGCACACACAUAUUCCACUGAGCAGUACAGAGUGUAUUCAUGGUUGCAUGUACAAGGCAGCCACUACAAAAUUAUCAAGAACCACGUUCCUCAAAGA